Messenger RNA from Wickerhamiella sorbophila, 1995 nucleotides. RefSeq names its product Protein MNN4. Lineage: Eukaryota; Fungi; Ascomycota; Dipodascomycetes; Dipodascales; Trichomonascaceae. The transcript is spliced from 2 exons. Bases 1 to 1995 code for a protein of 664 amino acids. The record is from RefSeq and is a predicted model, not a curated record.
AUGUGUCAACAUAAUUCAAGUCAACACCUUGACACGCAGGGCAAGGGUCAAUCGGCAUGUCUCGUGUCACAGAAACCUUUAAGUAAAGUCGCUCUUGAGGUUUCUGGCUACAGCGCUCGUGUUUCAAGGACCGCUUGGAGAAUCUUGGAAAAUCUUACAUCUCCGAAAGACAGGAGGACGAUGGCCGCCAUGUUUUCUUUCUGGAGCAGCCAGAUAAAGGAUCACGGUAUGAGGAACAUAAUGUUACUGAGCCUCAUCUACGUGAUCAUCUUUGUAUAUAUCUGGUUCAGUGUCGACUAUCAAAAUGGCUCUUUGCCCCAUCGCAUUGCAGGCAAAGCCCCGCACCUGGGCAAUACUACGCUAGGUGGCCCACUCGUUGGCGAGGCAAAUACGCCGGACCUCGCGCUGGACCCGGAGCGCUGGAAGCAGAAACCGCUGCCUCAUUACGAAGUUGAACUCAAAAACAGAAAGGUAGUCAAGCCUGAGGAAUACUAUGACCUCGAAACUGAUAAAAUUGCAUCUAAUGGCUGGCUGAGGCGAGAGCUCGAUGAGGGCAUCCUGGCCAAGUUCGAGUGGAGCCAAGUCGUCGAUUUGUCGGCUAUAAAAAAAUACGAAACCGGAGACCUGGACGAGAAGGAGUAUCCCCAUAUUAUCGUAAACGACGUGGACAACAUCGAUAUGCCCCGCAACAAACCCCUCUCUGUGGGCGAGGCAUCGAUGAUAGGACGCCUUUACCUCAAGCAUCGCAUGUCAGCCCCUUAUGUGGUUUUGGCCCUGCCAGAUCCCCGCGUCUCGUUUUCUAAAGAAGUCCCCCCUUCGGGACAGCGCACCAUCAUCAGACACAAAAACUCAAAUAGAGACCAUCGGCAGCAUGGGAGCAAUGAGUACCGUGAAUUGGAACGUUUGGGGCCUCUUCUGCUUGAGCUUGAUGGCACUUCUUACGAUAGCCGUGGCUCUAUCGAGCUGCCCGAACGACUAUUCGAGUAUGACCCCAAGGCCGUAGCCGCUGACUUGCUCAAGAGUGACGACCCGUUGGCUAAACUGCAUGCCCUGUCAAUAGGUGACGCAAUCGCAAAGGUUGAAGAUUCACCCAAGUACUUUAACGAAAUCCAGCUUGACCAUGACUCGGCUCUUAUCGGCGCCCACUACGACUGGCGCUUUUUCAGAGGUGUCUUAACAAAUGAGGAGCAAAGCUACGUCAAGGAGAGGCUAAUGAGAGCUUGGUCUCAGUUUGCCGACGCGGAAGGAGUGGCUUACUGGCUGGCCCAUGGGUCAAUGAUCGGCUGGUACUGGAAUGGCAUGACCAUGCCCUGGGACACCGACAACGACAUCCAGAUGCCCAUUUGGGAACUGGACCGACUCGCCAGAGAGUUCAACGGCACAUUGGUGCUACAGCAUCCCUUUGAUGAUGACGGGAAGUUCCUUAUCGACGUCACGCCGUGGUACAUUGAGAGAACAAAAGGUAACGGGCGCAAUGUUAUCGAUGCUCGUUUUAUCGAUAUUGAAAACGGUGCAUACAUUGACAUCACCGGUCUAGCAAAAAUCAGAGGCGGUGACAAGCCCAUUGCUUGCAAGGCAGACCACUUGUACGCACACAGCACGUUGUCUCCGAUGAGACGUACACUUUACGAAGGCGCCCCUUCGUACGUGAACCAUAACUGGAACGGGCUCCACGACGAGUACAGUAGCUUCGACGCUGUAAGAUUCAGGGACUGGAGGUUCGAUUCUGAGCUCGGCUUGUGGAAACAGAAAAAAACCUGUCAUCAGGUUAUGGCGGGGUACGACUCAGACACUUACUUGUCAUGUAUUGUCUCACCACAACUAGAGGACUGUGAUCCCGAAACUGCUUCUUUUAAGACCUGCGAUAAGCGACUAUUGCUACUGCAUGAGCACAAGCUACAGAACAUCACAUCUAGCGCUCCCGAUACGGGCUCUAACACCGAGGAGACCUUGAAGCUCUACGAUGAGUUCCACCCCGCGGUUGGCUAUUUAUAA